Ilyonectria robusta is the source of this 627-nucleotide messenger RNA. RefSeq lists its product as uncharacterized. The coding region runs from base 1 to 627 and encodes 208 amino acids. The transcript has a single exon. Lineage: Eukaryota; Fungi; Ascomycota; Sordariomycetes; Hypocreales; Nectriaceae. The record is from RefSeq and is a predicted model, not a curated record.
AUGUACAACCGCAACCAAAGCCAGCAUCAGAACGCUCAAGGCAUCCCCAUCUAUGUGGAUAAUACAGCAACACCAGUAGGGCCUUUUGUAGUAAACAGCAACAAUCAGUUUAUCCUACGGCCUAUUCCUAAUAACCAACAAGCACAGCACCCAUCCCGAAUUCCUCACAUAGCAACAACCCCAUUCCCCAUCGAGCUUUGGAGGUCUUCUACUACAUUGCCAACAGAUCCAACCUCCCCCACUGUACUGUAUGCAGACCCCCGGGCGCGUGCAAGAGCUCAAGCAACCCGAUACCCUCCUCAAGGGCAGCCUGUUACUACAGAGGUACUGCCAUUUGGAUAUCAGGUUAGGGGGGAGUGGCAUAUUGGGUACCUGAAUCACCUUAUGCAGCAACAGCAACAGCGCCCUCACCCGGAUAUAAAUCCUAUGUGGACUCAUAGUGGGCUUCAAGCUCAUGAUGCUACCUAUCGCAAUAUGGGCGUCAGCGUCCCGGGCACAACAUGGCCAACAGCUGCGGUAGGGAUGACCCUGAACCAGCCCUCUAUCCGGGCAAUAGAGAGAUCAGGAAUUCAUAUCUGGAACAUCAAUCCAUACGGGUAUGUUGAGUGGAUAUGGCAGGGAACAUAG